AUGGUGGGAAUGAAUUCCAUGGAAACAUUCCGCAGAGAAAUGGAGAAAGAAGAAAUACGAUGGGAGGUGGAGAAGGAGGAUAUCAGAAGAGAAAUAAUGAUCAGUGAGAUGAGAUUGGCACGACGAAAAGAGUUGGAGGAGGAAGUGAGGAAGGAGAUGGCUGAAGGAGUUGUGGGAAUCUCCAUACAAAGACCACCCAGAAUCACUUUUCCAGAACCAAUUUCAAUGCCUUUUAAUCCAACACUGAGUCAGGUUUCCCAUGAUAAUCUCAUAACACAUCAUUUGAAGACCAACGACAAUGAUAAAGUUACAAUAUUGGCUAAGUCAGAUGGUGGUAGUUUGGGUCCAAAGCGCAAAGCAUUGACACUUCCUAUAAUCGAUGGCAAUGAAGAUGGGCCAAAGAAAGAGUAG
This is a messenger RNA of Sphenostylis stenocarpa, 411 nucleotides long. Lineage: Eukaryota; Viridiplantae; Streptophyta; Magnoliopsida; Fabales; Fabaceae. The record is from the annotation of a GenBank genome assembly.